AUGAGAGUAUUCAUACUGGAGAGAAACCAUACAAAUGUACCAAAUGUGGCAAGGCCUUUAGACAAUGGGCGGACAUCAGGAUUCACCAAAAAAUCUAUGCUGGAGAGAAACCUUACAAGUAUGAUGAGUGUGGAAAAACCUUUACCCAGGCCUCUCACCUCACUAUACAUCAGAUCAUCCAUACUGGAGAGAAACCAUAUGAAUAUGAUAUAUAUGGCAAAGUCUUCAAUCAAAAUUCACAUUUCAAAAGUUAUCGUAGGAUUUGUACUGGAGAGAAGCCUUACAAAUGUGUGUGGCAAGGUCCUCAGUCAAAAUUCACACCUUGUAAAUCAUCAGAGAAUUCAUACUGGAGAGAAAUCCUACAGAUGUCAUGAAUGUGGCAAAGCCUUUACUCGAGGCUCACGCUUCAUUAAUCAUCAGAUAGUUCAUACUGGAGAGAACUUUCCAAAUGUACUAAAUGUAGCAAGGCUUUUAAGAAUGGCCCUAAACUCAGGACUCACCAAAUAG
This is a messenger RNA of Gorilla gorilla gorilla (western lowland gorilla), 507 nucleotides long. Its product is annotated as putative zinc finger protein 818. The record is from RefSeq and is a predicted model, not a curated record. The transcript has a single exon. Lineage: Eukaryota; Metazoa; Chordata; Mammalia; Primates; Hominidae. The coding region runs from base 1 to 507 and encodes 168 amino acids.